AAUCUUAUGAAACAAAAAAUCCUGAGAAACUGAAAUUUAGUUCUCCCGUACAUUUCCGAUAACAAUGGUCUUCUGAUUUACAGUUGCCGACUUGCCGCCGACGGCCAACACCAUUGCCACUUUGAGCACCAAUUCCCAUCCAAAAUCAUGUUGACGACGGCGCCAACGGCAGCGCCAACAAACACGUACAGUUUCAAUCAUACAGUGAGCUUGGAUUUGCGGCUGCUUAUGUGUCAUUCGUUUAGUAAGCAACUCCUUGUUCGUGGGCGUCAUCAACAUCUUCUUGUACCAUCUCCCCGCCCUAACCUCUCCCUAUUUCAAGUCUACUGCACUAACUCAAAGCCGACGCGCGGUUUCGGUCCUUCGCCUACCACAGACAAGGUCUACAACAAAAAGAAAGACAAAUUUACAUCCUCAACACCCAAGGUGGAGAAGGAUGUUGCUUUAGGCAAAAGGAAUCCCGCUAAUAAACAAUCCAGUUCUGUAACAGGUGAGGCACCUGGUUUAAGUUUUCAGAACAGUGGAAGUUUGAGUAACUCUGAGAUUCAGUUUGAAGAGAAGCUGGAAGCAGUUAAAAGGGCUGCAAUUGAGAAGAAAAGGAAUGAGGGAAGCAAAGAAUUUGGAGCAAUUGAUUAUGAUGCAACCAUGGAACCAAAGUCAAAAACUGGUACAAUUGGACUUGGCACCAAAAUUGGAGUAGGUGUUGCAGUUGUAGUCUUUGGGUUGGUUUUUGCCCUUGGAGAUUUUCUUCCUUCUGGCAGUAAUGACCCCGGUGAAGAGGCCCCUGUUUUGGGCAGUAAAUUAACCGAACAAGAGAAAACAAGUUUAGAGAAUAGGCUCCAGAAAUAUGAGGCAACACUUAAUGCAUAUCCACAAGAUCUAGAGGCUCUUGAGGGAUCAGCUGUAACCUUGGCAGAAUUAGGAGAAUAUACACGGGCUGCUGCUUUACUGGAGGAUCUUUGUGAGAAGAAAUCAAAUGAUCCUGAGAUUUAUCGCUUGCUUGGAGAAGUGAAGUAUGCACUGAAAGAUUAUGAAGGGAGUGUUGCUGCUUAUAGGAAGUCUUCAAUGGUAUCCAGCAGAGUUAAUUUUGAUGUCUUACGUGGUCUAACAAAUGCACUUCUUGCUGCUAAGAAGCCAGAUGAGGCUGUGCAGAUUCUUCUAACUGCUCGUGAGUCUUUGAAGACGGAAAUCUUAGAUGACAAAGAAGCUAACUCUGUAGACCCUAUUCAAGUAGAAUUGCUUCUUGGAAGAGCCUUUUCGGAUUGGGGUCAUGUUAGUGAUGCUGUAAAUGUCUACGAUCAACUUAUCACUAAUCAUCCAGAUGACUUUCGUGGAUACUUAGCCAAGGGAAUUAUUUUGAAAGAAAAUGGCAGUGUUGGCGAUGCGGAGAGAAUGUUUAUACAAGCUAGGUUUUUCGCCCCGGUGAAAGUUAAGGCGCUCGUAGACAGUUAUUCCAGAAAAUGAUUUAUUUCUUCAUUAGGUGGUUGUGUUUACCUGGACAUGAUGAAAAUCCAUCUUUUUUUCCUGGUUAUUUGCACAAAGAUGAAGAUUAUUGUAUGUGUGAAUAUAAAUCAAAAUCAGUUUGUGGAGGUUAUGUUAUUUUGAAUGAAUUGUUGACUUGCAUCUCAAGUGCAUGUAAAUAAUUACAAAUUUACAAUAAAUAAUAAAAUUAUUGUUC
Messenger RNA from Impatiens glandulifera, 1678 nucleotides. RefSeq lists its product as uncharacterized. Gene Ontology annotation, molecular function: RNA polymerase II complex binding. NCBI's taxonomy places the organism in Eukaryota, Viridiplantae, Streptophyta, Magnoliopsida, Ericales, Balsaminaceae. The record is from RefSeq and is a predicted model, not a curated record. Gene Ontology annotation, cellular component: Cdc73/Paf1 complex. Bases 148 to 1464 code for a protein of 438 amino acids. Gene Ontology annotation, biological process: regulation of DNA-templated transcription. The transcript is spliced from 15 exons.